GGCGGACGUGACGUCAUCAGCCGCCUUCAUCCGGGGACCGAGACCCUGGACCUUCCCUCCUCCCAGUGCCCUUCCAUUAGUAUUUAGUGUUAUUUCCUAUAUUUUCCAGCUGUUUUCAUGCAUAGAGAAGAAUAGAAAGAGGAGGAAAGAAGGAGAAAUGAAGAAGGAGGAGGAAGAAGAGGGAAGGGAAGGAGGAAGAGGAGAAGGAAAAGAAGAAAUAAUAAGAAAAGAUUUUCACUGAAUUUCCAGCGUUUUAAAGAAUUAAUUGAUGAGCUACAGAACUACAGCAUCGUUCAGGUGGCAGCCGGAGACCAGCACUCUCUUGCUCUCACCUCCUGGGGCCUGAGAUCAGCUGAUCUUAAUCAGCAGCUGAUCUGAUCAGCUGCUUAAGUGUAAGCACAACACACUCCCUCUUUUGUACAACUUGAGGCAUGAUGAAGGCGUCAGGCCAUAAACAGUGCACACGCGGGACUGAGUCACUCGGUAAACACAGUGCAGUGGGCCGCGGGUGGCGCCAAGCAGUGCGCUCUGGUGGCCAGGGGACACACUAUGCCUUGCCCAGGAAUUUUAAUCGAUUUUAUCUACGCACGGGGUGACAAUGGGUACGGUCAGCUUGGCGUCAACUCCUGCGACAGUCACACCGCCACACGCAAGCUUGUCAAGAGUCUGGCCAGGAAGGUGACAGUGCAGCUGGCCUGUGGCGCCAACCACACCCUUGCCUUGACUGCUGAUGGUGACAAAAUACCUUCGGCCAGUUGGCACUUAGACACCGACAGGGGCCCCAGAAGGAUCCUGCCCUGGUGACCUCCUUGGCUGGCACCCUCUUAGUCCUACUGGCCGCUGCGGGUCACCACUCUGCUGCCGUGACCCAGGCCGGCUACCUGCUGUUGUGGGGGUCAAACAAGCAGGGUCAACUGGGCUAUACUCCCAAGGGUGAUCCUCUUGUUAGAUCUUCGCAGGGGGUGACGUCAGCUUGGCCACUGUCAGCAGGGAGAGUGGGGGUGCUGAGGACUUGCAGCCCUCCCCUACCCCGACCAAAUGCCCUCUCUCUCACAAUUCAAGAACAUAUGAUUAAGAAACUUCUGUCAAUUGAGGAAGAAGACAUGAUUGAUGACGAUUUGUUUACGUACACAGAGACAGUGUUUGCCUCAGUGUGCGCUUGGAACAGCUCCUUCACGCUUGCUGGCUUGCACAAACACACACACGGGCUGGACUACCGUUUGGCUGAGGACUGUGUGGCUCAGAUUGGCCGGAUUGCAAGGGAGACCAUUCAGGAAGUGGCGAGUUCGUACUGGCAUUCAAAACGUGGCCAAGAGUCUUCCUUCGCAUCCCCCCAGCCAGGACGCCUUACGCUGUUAUGUCCUUCCCCUGUACAAGGACUUCACUGACCCUAAACAAACGGCCAAACUCCAAACGCCGUAUGCUGAGGGAGUGUUGAAGCUUGGCAAGGAGAUGGCGGAGGUGUUCAAGACCAGCGUGCCCUUGUGUCUUCCCUGCGGCUGUUGUCCCUGGUCCACGGUCUGAACUUCCAAGCCGGCUGCCGAGUGGGGCGGUUGAACUACGACGACUUUUACAUCCCAGAAAUUGCAGAGAAAAUUGAUAUUAGGAAUGAUUACUUGAACGGGAUGAACAGCAGGCUUCACCCGAUGUCCAGGAGGGAGAGUCCAAUCCUGUUCUGUGAGUAUCCAUUCUUGUUCGACCCUCAGGCCAAGACGCUGCUGCUCAGGUGUGACGCCACUCGGCAGGGCGAAUGUUUCCCAGACCACCCGGUCAUACGCACGUUCUGGGAAGUAUUUCACAAACUCUCCCUGGAGCAGAAGAAGUUGUUUUUGAAGUUCCUGACGGGCACUGACAGGGUUCCUAUUCUGGGCAUGAAGGCACUCAAGUUGAUGAUCCAAAGCACAGCAGACGACAGCUUCCUUCCGGUCGCACACACCUGCAUCAACCAACUCGACCUGCCAAAAUACAACACCAAAGAGAAGCUGAAAUACAAACUUCUACAGGCCAUACAGCAGAGUGAAGGGUUCGGCCUGGUGUGAGGGUGUCAGGGGGUGUUGACGGGGUGUGAGGGGGUGUUGAAGGGUGUGAGGGGGUCAGGGGGAGGCUGUGUGAGUUGGAUAAGAGUGACCUUGUGUGUGGGAGGAAGUGCCUGUUAAGAAAAUAGAAUAUAUAGAAAUUAAUAGAAAAUAUAUGUAAUAGUUUACAGAAUUAUUAUUAUUAUUAUUAUUAUUAUUAUUAUUAUCAAAUUGAGUAUAUUUUUUAGUCUUGUUACAAAAAAAAAUGAGUGAAAUAAAGAAAAUGAAAAAGGUAA
This is a messenger RNA of Scylla paramamosain (green mud crab), 2311 nucleotides long. RefSeq names its product probable E3 ubiquitin-protein ligase HERC4. The record is from RefSeq and is a predicted model, not a curated record. Bases 1626 to 2039 code for a protein of 137 amino acids. The transcript is spliced from 12 exons. Gene Ontology annotation, molecular function: ubiquitin protein ligase activity. Gene Ontology annotation, biological process: protein polyubiquitination. NCBI's taxonomy places the organism in Eukaryota, Metazoa, Arthropoda, Malacostraca, Decapoda, Portunidae.